Messenger RNA from Nanorana parkeri, 2463 nucleotides. It is a transcript of the gene SACK1E, whose product is annotated as family with sequence similarity 83 member E. The record is from RefSeq and is a predicted model, not a curated record. Lineage: Eukaryota; Metazoa; Chordata; Amphibia; Anura; Dicroglossidae. The transcript is spliced from 7 exons. The coding region runs from base 512 to 2251 and encodes 579 amino acids.
UAUGACAGGAAGAACAAAGGCAGGGAGAGAGCAGGUGGAGAAUGACAAAGAGAAAACCUGUUACUGUGAACUACGCUGCUACUUUUCUCAUAGACUCUCCCAAAGAAAUCAUUAGAGGAGCAAUCCAAAGCAUUUCAUGUACCUGGCUUCAGCCGCAUAAUCUGGAUCUGAGAAAGACUCUUCUUUACAUGUGAAUUUCUGUUGCUGAAAACUCUACAGAAAACAGCAGCAGACAGUGGAUUGUAUUGUACCAUGAUGAAAGCCAUGGCAAAAGAGCAACAUGAAAAGGAAAAAGCCUCACAGAUUUAUGGCCAGGAACUGAGCAUGAAAGUGUUUCUGAACUGCUAGAGAAAUAAUGAAGAGAACUCCAUACAGCUGUCACAUUGCAAUCAAUGUAGAGGAUAUUUUUGUUACAACUACAAGGUUGUCCCAGUGCUAGGAAACAGACACACUGGCCAUUAUUACUAAAUAUUUCCUUGAUAAGAAUUGGGGAAAACAAUUUACUGUGAAGAUGGCAAACUCUCAGCUCAAGUGCCUGGAGGAUGAACUGGAAUUUGUAGACAUUACUGAGGCAAGCCCCCAAUUUUAUUACUCUGAAAAGCAAAGGUCUGCCUUGGAAAUACUAUUAAGCUCUGGAGAAAAUGACUUUCAAAGCUACCUAAAAAGUGAAGAAAUGCGACCGUUUCUGUCCAGAGAGGAAGUGGUUUCCAUGGCAAGUUCUGCAGUGGAUUCACAGCUGGGAAAAAUAGAGUAUGAGGAAGACUCGGAGCUGGAUGAUGAUCUUAGUAUCAGUUACUGGCCUGGAAAAACUGAUGUCCCAACCCCCAUGCUGGAUCUGGGGUGGCCAGAAGGAGAUACCUGGAAAGGGAUUACACGGGCUGAGGUCUACACUCACCCUCCUUCAAAUAAUGCUCCACACAUAAAGGUGGUCAUCAGAAGAGCCAUUCAAGGUGCUACAAAGGUUAUUGCGAUAGUCAUGGACGUUUUCACCGAUCCAGAUAUUUUCCUGGACUUGCAUGAAGCAGCCACACGAAGAAUGGUUCCAGUGUACAUAUUACUAAGUUCUCAUCAUUUGUCCCCUUUUCUUCACAUGGUGGAAACAACAGGAGUUAAUGUCCGAUUUACAGAGCAUGUAACCUCAGAUUUGUCUGGAUGUUCCUUUAGUACAAAACAACUGAAACAAGUAACAGGAAAGCUGAAAGAGAAAUUUCUCCUAAUUGAUAGUAACUCUGUAAUCACAGGAUCCUAUAGUUUCACGUGGACUGAUUCACGACUGGACAGAAAUCUUAUUACACAGCUAACAGGGGAAAUUACAGACUUGUUUGACAAUGAAUUUCGGACACUGUUUGCAGCUUCCCGUCCUUUGCAGAGAUAUGAUUUUGCCAAAGACCCUAACAACGAGGUUCACAAUAGACUUCCAAUACCCUCCUCAACAAUAUUGGUGACUAAAGAGACAGAAAAUGUCAGCUUCAAAGCCCAGGUUGUGCCUGUUGUACCAGAGCCUUACACAAAUGGAUUUUCCUCUCCACAGAGGUUUACCACCAAUGGAGCAUUGCAGCCAACUGACGUCCUCCAAUCGCCCUAUAUAAUUCCAGCAGGACCCACACAGAUGACUAAAAGUAUUAAUAAAAUAGCAGAACGUAGGACAGUAAUGCCAGGAACAGGAAUGGUCCUGGGUAUGGAUAGUGGAUAUAAUAGAGCCUCAUUGGCAUUGCAGGAUUCUUCUGUUACCAAAGACCCAGUAAGUGUGCCUGAUUACUCAAUUCGCCAUCGACUUGCAGCCUGUCGCAACUUUGAAGGACCAACUUUAUCCUUCCGAACUGCACAGGAGUCUCACAGUGCCUUAAGUGAUAUUUUAAAGAAUGUACAGCGGAACAGACUGUCUGUUGCAAAGACAACCGGAGGAAGACCCAGCAAGUCCCUCUGGGAUCUCAGUCAGCUGUCUCAGUUGUCGGGUUGCAGUGGGGAUCUAGGAGUUAGACAGAACCCAUUGGAUCUUGGAGAAGACUCAAAGCACAGUGGCAAAAGAUGGACAACAAAGGACACUCCAGCAAUGUUGCUAAUGAGACAAAGAGCUUUUCCUGCUGAAGAGAACAGAAACAGAGAGUCUUCCAAUCUUACCUCAUUUCAGUCACCAGGAACUGCAACACCUAUAAGACUGCAAGGACAGUUAGUUCAUGGAGUGUCAACCACAUCUUUGCCUAGACCCUGGACUAAUACAGCAAGACAUGGAAGACUACAAUACUAUUGACCCAUUUUCAUACCAAGUGGAACUUUUUCUUCCAUUUUGGCAUCGCUAUAAUGUGUUGGCUUGAGCAUGGAUGCAGAUUGCAACUUGCCCUUAAUAAAGUUCUCAAUGAACUGUGGUCCCUAUGUAUAUAUAAAACUGGCAAGUUAUGUGGGUGACAGGUGAACUUGGUGCUAUGCACAACUGUGAGCGGUCCUAGUGGAAUUAAUACUAAG